AUGGGAAAUGCACGAAAUCGUCAUGGAAAUCAUAACACCGGUGGAGGUGUGGUUAUUAUGGUUGGUGGAGAUGCUGCCUGCACCGGCGGCGGCUGUGGUGGUGGAAGAGUGGGUGGCGGUUGUGGUGGUGGAGGUGGAGGAGUUGGUGUUGGUGGCGGCGGCUGUGGUAGUGGAGGAGUGGGUGGCGGUUGUGGUGGUGGAGGUGGAGGAGUUGGUGUUGGUGGCGGCGGAUGUGGUGGUGGAGGAGGGGGUGGCGGUGGAUUUGGUGGCGGAUGUGGUGGUGGAGGUGGAGGAGGAGGUGGGGGAGGAGGAUUUGGUGGAGGAGGCUGUUAA
Messenger RNA from Papaver somniferum (opium poppy), 333 nucleotides. RefSeq names its product acanthoscurrin-1-like. Bases 1 to 333 code for a protein of 110 amino acids. NCBI's taxonomy places the organism in Eukaryota, Viridiplantae, Streptophyta, Magnoliopsida, Ranunculales, Papaveraceae. The record is from RefSeq and is a predicted model, not a curated record. The transcript has a single exon.